CGCUGAUUUAAAUCUCUGGACAUUAACGUGACACACUGUGGGAAACGAUCGCCAGGACAUUAUUCGCUAUCUAAACAACACACAUCGCCUCUUCUUUUUCUCCUUUUUGUGUGUGGUCUGCUAAACCCAAGAUCCCGGCAGUGUUCAUGGUCCCCUGUCAGUGUGGAGGUGUGGGUGUGCAGACAUGGAGAGCUAUGAGGAGUUUGCCCUUCGAACCAUGGCCUUGCUACGGGCGAAGAAGAAGUCAGAGGAGAUGGACUUGAAGACACAAUGUUCACUGAAAGACCUUUCCGCCAUACUAUUUUACGGGAAGCCGGUGCUUCCACCUCUGCUGACCGCAGAGCAGCGCAGAGUCAUGCGCGACCAUCGCGAGAGGGCGGUACAGGUGCACGCAGACAGACUGAACCAGCGGAAGAACUGCGUUCUGAACCGGGUCCAGAACAUCUUGGACCUGGCAGUCAAGCAGGUCGACGCCAACAAAGGGCCCAGUGUUACGCAGGAGGACCAGUUACCUCGCCCCGGCGGUCCCUCCCCUAAACACGAGACCGUCAACGGCUACACCCUGGUCACCGACUCCCCCGGGCUCCUCCGGGACUCUGGGUGCACCGUCGAGGAACCGGUCCUCCCCGGUCCUCCACGCUCAGAACCCCACCACGGUGCCGCCCAGGUAGACGGAGCCCAAGCCCCGCCGCGAGACCGAGAGGAGGAGGAGGAGGGGGAGGAGGGGGAAGAGGAGGAGGAGGAGGAGGAGGAGGAGGAGGAGGAGGACAUCAGCCUGGACAGCCUGCUGAAGCGCUCCAGGGAGUACGUGGAGAAGGAGCAGAGCCGGCGGGAGUCGUUGGUGGUCCUCCGCACCCCUCCCCCCCCCCCCGACCGCCUCUCUGACCGGGAGGGCCUCGGGGGUGGAGUUCGGAGGGACUCGGGGGUGGAGUUCGGCUUCAGCCUGCGUCACAGCCCGGUCGGCUCCCCCAGGGGCCCGGUCGGGGCGCGCCGUCCCUCGCCGAGCCCCCCGGACCCCCACGCCUCCCAGCGGGCCCCCAGCAGCCCCGAGCUCAUCCUCGUCCACCCCGUCCACCGGCGCAAGCCCCGCCCCGUCUCCGCCGGCAACCUCCACCUCUGCUUCCCGACGGGCCAGGGCGACCUCAUCCCCCGGAGCCCCGGGGGCGCGGGCGAGGCGCGCGGCAUGGCGGCCUGGGACGAGGCGAGCCCGCCCGGGGGGGCGCGGGUCUCCGACCUCUGGGGUCCGCCCGGCGGCGGCGGCGGCGGCGGACGGGAGGCAUCGACGUGCGCCGCGAGCCGAGUCUCCGCCCCCAGCCCGCUCGGACCCCCCCACGAGGGGUUCCGGCGCCGCAGCCACACCCUGGACAGCCAGCUGUACCCUCCCCCGCCGCCGCCGCCGCCCGGCGUGGACCGCAGCCAGGAGAGGGCGCCCCGCUUCAUGGCCGGGGUGACGCGGCAGCCGCCCAGCCGGAGGGCCGGCGCGGCCGCGCCUCUGAACCAGUCGUACGACGUGGAGACCCCCGCGCCGGGGCUGCACAGGCCCCACGUGUCCCCCGACGGUGGCCCCCCGGGGCCAGACGCCAGAGCCACCAAAACGGUGCACAUCAACGCCCCUGAUGGUACCACAGGGGGGUCACCAGAGGAGACCCAGUGGCGGGUGCACGCCCUGGAGGACAUGCAGAAGCGCUUGGAGGAGGAGCAUGUGCUGCACAUGUCUCUGCUGCUCGCUGAGCAGGAGAGAGAGCAGGAGCGCCUCCAACAGGUCAGCCUGUGCUAUUACACCAAAGAGCAGGAGCGCCUCCAACAGGAGCUGGAGGAGAAGGAGAGGAGAUCGAUGGGGCCGGGCGGCGACCGGCCGCUGAGUGGAAGCGGUCUUCCCUCGCUGUCGCUCUCCAACCGCUCCUCUCCUUCCAGCCUGCCCCCGGCCUACCUCUGGGGGCCCCCGUGGGGGGCCGGCAAGCCCCGAUCCAGACUCAGUCAGGUCCUGACGGCAGAGCAGCAGAAGUGUGUGUGUCGCCUCGGGGCGGUCGCCCGAGGCUUCCUAACCCGCAGGCUGAUGGACACAGAGAAGGUCAAACACCUACGCCAGACCGUGGGGGACACCCAGGAGUUCAUCCGUUCGUUCCAGAGUGAGGGUCCCGCUAAGAGAGGCUCCGUGUCCCCCCAGGACAUCUCCCUGCAAGACCGAGUCAGAGCCCAGCUGCGCGCCGCCCUGUACGACCUCCACGACAUCUUCUUCGAGAUGCCCCUGCAGGACCGGCUGGCUCUGCUGCAGCAGGACAGGGAGCUGCGAGCCGAGAGGAAGCAGAGAGAGAUGGAGAAAGCCAAGAGCCCCAAAGACAGAGUGGCGUUGUCGGCUGCUACACAGAGGUCCCUGGACAGGAAGAGGAGGGUGGUUGGAUCUCCCGCUCAGGGCAGGAAAACAUCACAGAAGACGAAGGGCGCCUCGAACAACAGGUACUGUCUAGGACCAGCUGCUCUGCCUUCAUCCAACCGCCCGCUCCCUUCAUCAUCAUCGUCAUCUUCAUCCACAUUUUCGUCAUGUAAACAACGGGUCACAUCGCCCUCUCCUCAUUCAGCGUCCCGGAAGCAAAGCAAGGCCAGAAAGCCCCGGCCGUAGACAAGCUCAAACACCAGGGGAGCUGCUACCGGAAGACCCCAGAGGGGAGGACCACUCGCUCGGACGGCCUGAAGAAGCAGAACUCUGUGGGCUGAACACGCCGCUCAGAGGGCCUGGAGAACCAGACCUCGUUGGGCUGAACACGCCGCUCAGAGGGCCUGGAGAACCAGACCUCGUUGGGCUGAACACGCCGCUCAGAGGGCCUGGAGAACCAGACCUUGUUGGGCUGAACACGCCGCUCAGGUGGCCCCCUUAACCUGCAAGAACACUAGAACACCUCUGUCUGUAUCUGUAAAAACCAAGCAGUGUCGUAUGUACAGUACAACCACCGCUACUUGGAUGACUGCUGCUAAACACACAAAGGUCUACUGAUCUCCUUCUCCACGUGUCUAUUACCUCGGUUAUUGUUUUUGUAUGAUCUAAAAAGCACUUUUUAUAACAUUGAACUUUAAAGACUAUAAUGUGCCCUUACUGUCAUGUCACAGACUGGAAGACUUGUCUGUGUGAGAUUUAUAACUACUAGAUAAAAAAGAAAUGUCAUACUUGCAGCUAAAGUAAAGAGUAACAAAGGUUAAGGUUUUCCAUUAGUGAGAAAGAGAAAUGUUUGUGCCUUCCCUCACACAUAUCUACUUAUCCUGCAUGCUUGCUGAAUGUAAUAUUUUCCUUGGCUGUCAUUUCAAAUGCAAUUUCACUGAUGCUUUACCGACAGUCAUUGGUAGUCGAGUGUUAAACUGAAUUAUAUUGGAAUUGAUGUGAUAAGGGUCAAGUUAGCUUGACCCCUUUUAUUCUUGGUGCCUAUUUAUUUAUACCAACCCUACUUUUCAUUGUUUUGUGUGUAUGUUGUUUGGAUAGGAUCAAUGCCAAAAGAAAAUAAAUCUGAAUGUAUUUAUACGGAGAGCUAAAUGUCUUAUGUGAAUGUCUAAAUAAUGACAAACACCCAACCAUCAUGUUGCUUUUAAAUACUGACAUGUUAGGGAGAGAUGAUAUUAAAGUGUAUAAAUAGCAAGGUA
This is a messenger RNA of Gadus morhua (Atlantic cod), 3630 nucleotides long. RefSeq names its product centriolar coiled-coil protein 110 (gene ccp110). The record is from RefSeq and is a predicted model, not a curated record. Bases 185 to 2620 code for a protein of 811 amino acids. NCBI's taxonomy places the organism in Eukaryota, Metazoa, Chordata, Actinopteri, Gadiformes, Gadidae. Gene Ontology annotation, cellular component: centriole. The transcript has 13 exons. Gene Ontology annotation, biological process: centriole replication; ciliary basal body organization; negative regulation of centriole elongation.